AUGGCCCUUGAUAUUAUUGGAAAGAAUUAUUUAUCAUGGGUGUUAGAUGCUGAAAUACACCUAGAUGUUAAAGGGCUUAGUGAAACAAUCAAAGAGGCUAAUGAGGCAACACCUCAAGAUAAGGCUAAGGCCAUGAUAUUCCUUCGCCAUCACCUCCAUGAAGGACUUAGAAAUGAAUAUUUAAUAUUGAAAGACCCACAAAUCCUUUGGAGUAAUCUAAAGGAAAGCUAUGUUCAAAAUAACUUCUCAAUUGAAUUAUGUGAAGAAAAUAUCACUGAUGCAGAAAUGCUGGAAAAGACAUACUCCACUUUCCAUGCAAAUUAUAUUGUCCUGCAGACACAAUAUAGAGAAAAAAAGGUUUUAAAAAAUAUUCUGAAUUAA
Messenger RNA from Chenopodium quinoa (quinoa), 381 nucleotides. RefSeq lists its product as uncharacterized. The transcript is spliced from 2 exons. The record is from RefSeq and is a predicted model, not a curated record. The coding region runs from base 1 to 381 and encodes 126 amino acids. Lineage: Eukaryota; Viridiplantae; Streptophyta; Magnoliopsida; Caryophyllales; Amaranthaceae.